Patiria miniata (bat star) is the source of this 986-nucleotide messenger RNA. Its product is annotated as retinol dehydrogenase 14-like. Lineage: Eukaryota; Metazoa; Echinodermata; Asteroidea; Valvatida; Asterinidae. The record is from RefSeq and is a predicted model, not a curated record. The transcript has a single exon. The coding region runs from base 43 to 855 and encodes 270 amino acids.
UUUGUAUUCAUUUGACGACCCAUUGGCUUCAUUAGAAGCAGGAUGAUUCGAUUGUCGCAGCCUGCCAGGAUGGAUGGCCGCGUCUUUCUUGUAACAGGCGCCUCAGAUGGCAUCGGGAAGCACACAGCACUACGCUUGGCCCAAACCGGGGCUACCGUACUGAUGCACGGCCGCGAGACGAACAAACUCCCGCAAGCCGUGAACGAGAUCUUCAGAGAGACUGGUAACAUGUGUUUGGAGGCGUACACGGCUGACUUGUCUACCUUGAGCCAAGUCCGGGCUCUCUCAGAGGAAAUACACCGCAAGCAUGGUCGCUUGGAUGUCCUGGUCAACAACGCCGGUGUGUUCAUGCCAACGAGGACCGAGACCGAGGACGGGUAUGAGAUGACAUUCGCUGUCAACGUCCUCGCUCCGUUCAUGCUGACCUCGCUGCUCAUGGAUCUCCUGCAAGCCGGCGAUUCAAGUCGCAUUGUACACGUCAGUUCCGCCUUGCAUCGCGAGUACCAAACCAUGAUCAGAAUUGACGAGUUGAAGGACAACAACAACAACAACAACAACAACUGGACCCACAGCAAAGGGCGACAGUCAUACGCGCAGUCCAAACUCUGCGAAGUCUUGUACACAUACAAAAUGGCGGAAGUGCUGGGUAAAGAUGCCAACGUCACUGUCAACUGCCUCCACCCCGGCCGAGUCAACACCAACCUUCUCAAACAAGCUUGGGAAGGCAAAAAGACUGGGAUUUCCUUGGAAGAAGCAGACUUGGUGUUCAGGGCCGCUACAGAUCCUGCCCUAGAUGGAGUGACUGGCAGAUACUUCGAGGACGGUAAAGACACUACAUCCAGCGAUAUUUCAUAAGAUAAAGAACAACAGGACAUGUUGUGGGACGUUUUGGCUAAUUUAACGGGUGCUGUAUAUUGAUGUUGUUUUGGUUAAGGAACUGCGUCUUAAACUUCGCGGUUCAGAUCGGCCCCGGAAUUUGGGUAAGA